Molecule: messenger RNA, 4060 nt
Organism: Syngnathus typhle (broad-nosed pipefish)
Lineage: Eukaryota; Metazoa; Chordata; Actinopteri; Syngnathiformes; Syngnathidae
Product: DNA (cytosine-5)-methyltransferase 3C-like
Exons: 26
Coding region: 163-2919 (918 amino acids)
Biological process (GO): negative regulation of transcription by RNA polymerase II
Cellular component (GO): nucleus
Molecular function (GO): DNA (cytosine-5-)-methyltransferase activity, acting on CpG substrates; DNA binding; protein binding
Source: RefSeq, a predicted model, not a curated record
GCCAGCCGCUGUUCUUUGUUUUGUACCCUAUGUGCUGACCUGCACCGCUCAGCAAGGAGCCGAGGACGUCCUAACUGGUGAGCCCCGCCAAACGUGCUUCCGGCCAACACUCGUCGAGAGAGGAACAUUUCUUCCGAAGGAAAGAGGCAAAAGAAACGCAAAAUGAGCAAACAAGUGAUCGUGAGCCCGGACUCAAUCCCAGAUGAGACGAAUGGGUUGGAUUUGCUGACAUGGCUGAAUAGUCUUCUGAAAACCAAUUUCCUGGAGAUAGAGCACAUUUCUUCAGGCGCGUGUCACUGCCAGAUCAUGGAUUGCGUCAUCCCAGGCUCAAUCGAAAUGAGCAAAGUGAAGUUUGAUGCACAAUCUGAGUUUGACUGCAAGCACAACUUCAGUCUCCUCCAAGAGGCCUUCACCAAGAACCACAUCACAAAGAGCAUUCCAGCUGACGAACUCAUCAAAGGGGACUUUGAAAUAAACUUGGAGUUCCUGUCUUGGUUUAAAGCCUUCUACACAGCCAAUGUGACGGACAAAGAAUACGAUGCUGAGACCGCCAGAAACAACUGUGACAUCAGCCUGUAUCCGCCACCUAAACCCGCUAAAAAAAGCAUAAGGAAACUGUCCUCUUCCACCGACGACUGUGAACCCGAGCCGCUAGCCAAUGGCAAGGAGGUAAAGGGAAAGUGCAUCACAGACAAUGGAGUGAAGAAGAUGCGUCAGCGAAGCUGGCAAGGGCGAACCAGGCAGAAGGUCGCACCUAGGAAGAAAAUGAAGCCAAAAACAAAACAGGACCUGGGAAAUGCAGAUGAUGACUCCCUGUUUGACAGUGAAUGCUCGAUAGAGAGCAAUGGCGGGCACAUGUCAGACAGCCCCGAUAGCCAAACAGUACCGCAAGCUGACACAGUUACGGAACCGAAGGAACAGUAUACAAAGUAUAUAAAGCCAUGCCACGUCGCCCUAACCAAGUUAAAAGACCUGACCAUAAACGACAGCCUGCUUGUAGAGACCAGCGACUCUGACGAAAGGGUGGAAAACACACCAAACAAAUAUACAGCGCACAAAGGACGACGGAAAGCCAAUUACCAGGAUGGGAACGGCUUUUUGACUGGAGAGCUCAUAUGGGGGAAGAUAGAGGGUUUCUCUUGGUGGCCCGGUUUGGUGAUUCCUUGGAAAACCAAAUUUUCACCUCCAGGUGUACGAAGGGUUGAAUGGUUUGGCGAUGGAACCUUCUCAAAGAUUGCGACGGAAGCUUUGAUGCCUUUUCGGAAGUUCACGAAAUGUUUCUGCAAAAACUCAUAUGCCAGCCUGCCCACUUAUAAGGCCGCCAUCUUCCAAGUCAUAGAGCUUGCAAGUGAACGUGCUGAGAAGUCUUUUGAGGAGGCAAAAGGAGAUAAAGAAAAAGAAGUGAAUCUGAUGCUGGACUGGGCAGUGAAAGGAUUUCUACCAUCAGGGCCGCAGGGAUUUGCACCACCUGUUAGUCAGGAAGCUGGCCAAUUGUCCAAUUCAGACUCAGCUCAGUCCGACUACCAGCCACCAGUGAAAAAGAAACAAGUUUAUAAGAGUCGGGCAAGCACAUGCAACUACAUCUUUACAAGAGACACUUUAAUUGAGAGGCUUAAAGACAAGGGCACAAAAAUUGAAGAUUGUUGCUUGGCUUGCGGGUCGCCUGACGUUGCUGUGCAGCACCCAUUGUUCGAAGGCGGUCUUUGUUUCAAGUGCAAGGAGAACUUCACAGAAACAUUGUAUCGCUACGACGAAGACGGCUACCAGUCGUACUGCACCGUGUGCUGUGGCGGCUCGGAGGUCAUUCUUUGUGGCAACGCCAGCUGUUGCAGAUGUUUCUGUAAGGAGUGCGUGGAGAUCCUGGUGGGACGGGGAACCUUUCGUGAGCUGAAGGAUAUUGACCCGUGGAGCUGCUACAUUUGCCAGCCAACGCAGUGCCAGGGAAAGCUAAAACUCAGGCCUGACUGGAGCGUUAAAGUCCAAGACUUUUUUGCUAACAACAGCGCCAUGGAAUUUGAGCCUCACAGAAUCUACCCGGCCAUCCCCGCAGAUAGACGCAAGCCCUUGAAGGUUCUGUCGCUCUUUGAUGGCAUCGCAACAGGAUACCUGGUGCUAAAAGACCUUGGCUUGAAAGUGGAUCGCUACAUUGCCUCCGAGAUUUGUGAGGAUUCCAUCGCGGUGGGUAUGAUCAAGCACGCUGGCAAGAUCGAAUACAUCAACGACGUCCGGACCAUCACAAGAAAACAUCUUGCUGAAUGGGGGCCUUUUGACGUGCUGAUUGGAGGAAGUCCUUGUAAUGACCUCUCCAUGGUCAAUCCCCUGCGGAAAGGAUUGUUUGAGGGCACCGGAAGGCUGUUCUUUGAAUUCUACCGUAUUUUGACGCUGCUGAAACCGAAGGAGGGUGACGACCGACCUUUCUUCUGGCUCUUCGAAAAUGUGGUCUUCAUGUCCAGCAGAGACAAGACGGACAUCUGCAGAUUCCUAGAGUGCAAUCCAAUAAUCAUCGAUGCCGUAACUGUCAGCCCUGCACAUCGAGCUCGCUACUUCUGGGGAAACCUCCCGGGCAUGAAUAGGCCGGUGGCUGCAUCCCUGGCUCAAAAAGUAAAUCUUCAGGAUUGUUUGGAAGUUGGGCGUGUAGCAAAGCUCGACAAGGUGCGAACCAUCACUACAAAAACAAACUCCAUGGUUCAAGGGAAAGUGGGACUUCCUGUCAUCAUGAACGGCAAAGAUGACUACCUGUGGUGUACCGAAAUGGAGCAGAUUUUUGGCUUCCCUAAACAUUACACAGACGUAAACAACAUGGGCCGCCUGCAACGCCAGAGGGUCCUGGGGCGUUCCUGGAGCGUCGCCGUCAUUCGCCACCUGAUGGCGCCACUCAAAGAUUAUUUUGAAUGUGAAUCGCACCAGCAAAGUUCGUAAGGCCGCAAACGCAUCAAUACCGUUUCGGGACUAGAAACCGCACUAUACGUGCCUUGCGAUUGGCUGCCCACUGGUCACUCUUGCAAUCUUACUAAAGAGAAAAAGAUAGAUGGAUAUACUUUUUUUUAAAAUUGUUUUUAAUGUCACAACUUAUGGUUACUUAGGUUAAAGGGAAGUGUGUAAUAACAAAACAACUUUUUUUGUUAUAUUGCAAAACUGCCGUCGUGGUCAGAAGGCGUGACUGUGAGCUACCGAGCGUUAGAGUUAACAUAAGUUUCCCGUUGGUAGUUUACUAGGGAAAAAUUAUGACAAAAAUGGUUUGUUUUCUACCUUUUUAAAUCCCAAACUCCCAAUUUAAAUGGUGCUACAAUCUACUGUAUGAUGUCACAAACAGCACAACAGACCUACAUUGCCGUCAAGUAUUUUUAGGCCAUCAGCAGACAGCUUUUAAAUAGAGUGAGCACACUGACACACAGUUAAGAUUAUGGCUGCUGCAUAAAAAUGUUUACAAUGCUACGAGCUUGUUUUAAUACCUCAGUGAAAUCUGAGCGUGUCCUCCAGAGCCAGAGACAGCUGUUACAUUACAAUAUAAGAACUUGCACCUACCAAGAGAACGUUUCUGACCAAAAAGUUACCGAAACGACCAAAGGGUGAUUUCUGCAAACAUUCUGUAUCUUGAUAGUAUGUCAAAUGUCGGUCGCUAGUCUUGCCAAAAUAGGAUUUGUUUAUUGGCACAGGCUGCUGGUCUCUACCUCAAUUCUUCAGUUAUUCUUUCAUUUUGAUAGUUUCUAUUUAACUUAUAAAUAGGAGAAAAGUGUUUUUUUUUUUUAGAUAGCUGACAUUAAUCAUCCGUGAUGUCGUAUCAACCAUCGUGAACGUGAUGAUGAAAAUGCAAUAUACUGGUGCUGGAUUUUUUGGGAUGCAAACCCACUUUUUAAACUUCUUUUAAUCUUGAUGAUUUUUAUGAUGAAUGUGUUGAUUUGUUAUGUUUCAAUGUGUGAACUGUUCCACUGUGUUUUUAAAGAGUGUCUAGUGUGCCUCCAUGUUACUGGAUCACUUGCUGCUUUUGUGAAGCAUUCGACUGUGACUGGAAGUUGCCUAAAUGUUGCUGCCUUAAUAAAGAAUAACAUACUGUGACACA